AUGGCCCAGCUGAGAUGUCUACGAGGACAAAAUGGCCAUCGAGGAAAAUAUAUUGAAAAUGUUGGGCAUCGACAACAACAAAGACAUAUCAAGGAAAUAAGGUAUCUAUCUUAAACAUUUAUCAGACUUGAAAAACGUUUUAUUUUGCACUUUUGCGAUAAUAUGAACGAAAUUUCUGAAAACCAUGUUUUUGUAAUUUGUUACAGAGAAAAAGCAGAGACUGCACUGUGGUUUUCUGAGACGUAUGGGCUGACUCCAAAAUCGUUGAGUCUGGAAGACAAUACUGGUCAGAUGAUCAAUGUAAACUUUAAAAGUCAAGAAUUUAAUCAAGGUAACUACCAUUGCAUAGGUUGUAAUGAUCACUAAGGUCCAGUUGUCUGAAGGUAACUAUAGUUCACCCUAGUUUUGUUUUAUCAAAAAACUUCAAUAUCAAGAUUUAUUUCCUUUAUUGCAAAGAGUACUGUCUGUUCAGAGGGGAUUCAGACUAUGUCAUCGGAGAAGAACACAAGUAUUUUAAAAAGCAACAAUAAUCUCAAAACAAAGUAGGCUUGUUCCUGGAGCCCUACAAUAUGUCUCAGUACAGAAAUUAACUCUCACUUUGCAAUGUUAGCUAGGCUUUAAUACUGUUUAGUGUGUGCAAUUUGAUAACUAGGCUUUUUCUAUUUUUUUUUCUCACAGGCCAACCUAAUAAGCCCUAUGACAAUCUUGAUAAGGAGGAGAAGGAAAAGAUCAGGGCCCUCCUAUUUAUUAUGGACAGAUUUUCAAUUUCACUGGAGGGAUAUCAUGAACUAACGCAAGUCGAAAAGAGUCUCCCCAGGACAUAUUUAAUUGAAAGCUACACCGAGGUUUUGGACAGUAAGUGGCAAGUCACACGGACACCAGGAGAUGCUCCAGGUGCAGAGCUGCCGUUCAAACUUCUACUGGAGCAUGAAGUUCGACAGCAUGUAAGUUGUACUAUAAUCUGUUUUGACUAAUGUAUUAGAUGCCCAAUGUAAAAGUCUUCAGAUACAAAAAAUCCUUUUCACAUAUCAGCCCAAACAUGUUUGAGCAUGUUUAAAAUGUUUAAUAUUAAAGUCAAAGAGAUAUUGCCAACUAUACAAUAAGUUAAGCCAAGAAAGAGAAUGUUAAUUGUUUCCUGUGUUGUAUUCUUUUCAUAGCUGAAGAAUAUUGAAUUGCCUUUACAAAAUAUUAAAGUGAAGAUAUCAGGAGAUGGCACCAGAAUGUCCCACAGCAGCAAUGUCUUUGUGUGUUCAUUUGCCAUUGUUGAGAAUGGACAAAAUUAUUUGUCAACCUCAGGUAAGUUACUUAUAGGAAGAGCAACCAACAUGAAAUUUCUCUUUAUAACAACAGCAUAACUGUAUCACAAUAAAAUUAAACUUUUAAAACUAUUUAUCAAACAACUAAACCAUUUUUAGACGAAUGCCACCUUACAUGUAGCAUGAUUUGAAAAAAAAAAUCCAAACACUAUUUAAAAAUUUCCUUUAUUUGCACAAUUUCAACAUCGAAAACUAGACAUUGACAGCAAAACAUGCUUGAGGUGGUCUCUCACACACUGGAAGUUUAAUGAAUUUUUUUAAAAAAUUUUCCUUUGUAGGAAACCACACCAUUGCCAUCAUCAAGGGAAAGAAGAAGUACCAGACUCAAAAAGCA
Pocillopora meandrina is the source of this 1650-nucleotide messenger RNA. NCBI's taxonomy places the organism in Eukaryota, Metazoa, Cnidaria, Anthozoa, Scleractinia, Pocilloporidae. The record is from the annotation of a GenBank genome assembly.